CCAUGCAUCUAAACAAAUUUUUUAGGGUUUUUUCGAAGCCCACCUUGGCAAGCUCUCUUUGCCCCUUGGAAUUCCUUUUGAACCCUUCUUCACACCAUUUUUUUGACCCAAACUAUUUGAAAAUCUUUGUGCAGUUUUACCUUAAGUAGUCUUUUCAUUCAUUAUAAAAUUGAAUUUCCAGCUAAUUUCCUUAUAAUUUCUUUUGAUAACCCAAUUUGCUUAAAUCUUAGCUGUCCAAAAUUCAGAUACUUGCUAUUCUUUUCCUCAUAUCCUUUUUUUCUUUCUUCUGUUCUUUUCCUAUAUUUUGUUUUGUUGUUUUCGGACAUUUCAAGUUCAGGUGAACUCUACAACAAUAGAGGAAGAGUAGAAGAGGCAAUUUGGAUGUCUCAAGAACUUAUCAAGAAAAGGGGAGGAAUUCAUGGAAGGAUGGUCAAUUAUUGAUCAGGGGUCUGUUGUUAAUUGUAUUGAAAAUGGUGCACUGAUUGAUGGAUGUUCGUCUGAGAUUGAUGAUGAUUGUGAUGAUAAAUUACGAUGCUUGUUUGAUCAAGUGCUAAUGGUUUUAUUGAGGGGUGUUUAUGCCAAGAAUGGGAGCCGUCCAAUUCCUGCAUUGUUGGGGGAUGGUACAACUGUGGAUUUGUUUAAGCUGUUUUGUUUAGUGAGAGAUAGAGGUGGUUUUCUUUCUGUUUCAGAGGAUAAAUUGUGGGGCUUGAUUGCUGAAAAGAUUGGGUUAAAUUGUAAUUUGUGUGCAUCUCUCAAGUUGAUCUAUUACAAGUAUUUGGAUGAAUUGGAUCAAUGGUUGAAUAGAAUUACUAGAGAUAGGAAUUUAGAAAAUGGGAUUAAUGAAUGUGGAGGGAGUUUGGGUUUGCUGUCAUUAGAAUUAGAGAAAAGGUUAAGGGGUUUCUCAAUAGAUGAGACAGAUUUUGCAAACGGUGACAAGAUUGGAUAUGACAAAAUUUACAAGCACAUUAAUAGUGUAUCCAGCAAUGAAAAGGGAACUGAAGUGCACGAUGUUGUGGUUAAACUUGCUGUUGAUGAACCAGAUGGGCCAUGUGAAAAAGCUAAGGCUAGUGCCAAUGACAAAGACAGUACUCGCAAGAGGAAACGAGACAUGUUUAGUGAAACACUAAGCUGGUUGACGAAAGUUGCAAAGAACCCUUGUCAUCCAUCCAUAGGAUUUAUACCAAGGUGGAAGGGAAAUUGUUAUAAAGAUUUUAUGCCAAUCGCACUUUCAGUCCGGGAAGCAAGAUUGCAAAAAAGACAUACUGAUUCAAAUGAUCAGCAAUCUCAUUUUCCUCAGAAGAAACAUAAGAUGCAUCCCUCCAUGUAUGAAGACAAUGAUCUUACUAGUCGUCAUUCUGCUGAAGGACUUAGAUGCAGCAAAAGGCUUUUGUCUGUAGGGAAUGCUCUUCGUUGUGAAUGUUGCAACUCAUCCUCAAACGACAAUUGUAAGUUAUGUGAUCCUCCCAACUGUCCGCUGAGGAAUGGCUUACACAAGCCAAAGGAUGCAAGUGCUGACUUUUCAGAGACAAAAGAAAUCGCCGUCUCAACUGUUGAUGAUAUUCCUGUUGAGAAGCUCGUUUUAGUAGGGCCACAAUUUCAAGCUGAGGUACCUAUCUGGACUGAUGCAAUUUCUGAGAGUGAUUCUAAAUGGCUAGGGACUCAAAUUUGGGCUCCUAACUUAAAAGAAGAGGAUUCCUGUUGGGAAGUCAAUCUUCAGAGGAAGAAGAGAGUAGAGUCUUGCAAUUGUCUCCGUUCGGGAUCUGUAGAAUGCUACAGAUUUCACGUAGCAGAAAGCAGGAUGAAAUUGCGGCAUGAGCUGGGUUUGGCUUUCUUUCAGUGGAAAUUCGAUCGCAUGGGUGAGGAGGUUUCUCUUUCUUGGUCUCCAGAAGAAGAAAAAAAAUUUAAGCAAAUCAUCCGAUUGGACAAACACUCCUUGGGAAAAUCGUUUUUUCCUAGGAAGACAAGAAAGGACUUGGUUAGCUACUAUUAUAAUGUCCAUCUCAUUAACCGUAGAAGUUAUCAGAAUCGUGUGACUCCAAAAGAUAUCGACAGUGAUGAUGAUGAAACAGAGUUUGGCUCCGUUAGUGAAGCAUUUGGGUACAAUGCAGUGAAGAUCCCAGGAUCGGAGCCCCUGAAAUGUUUCCAAAAUGAGCAGGUUAUUGAUCUGGACUAGGUCUUGCAAAGUAAAUACCGGGAUCGAGAGCAUAGUGUGGCUUUCCAUUUGAGUUGCAGCCAUUUGCUUUCUCCAUAUUUCAUCUUUUGUGUUGGUGUAAGACCGAGCUACAGUUAAUUUCUUCUCUAGCUAGCGUGGUCAGUUUGUAAAGCUCCACAAUUUUGACUAAUUUCUUUCCUUGUUAUUUUUAGCAAACCUUAGUUGAAGUGGAUGAUUAAGUGAAACCUACUAGAGAUGUCAUUUAGGACUCCAUUGGUACAUAUGCUGUUUCUUUGAACUCCUAGGUCAAUGUACUUCCACAAGGUGCUCAUUUAUUACUGAUUUUGUUCUUAUGAGUUUGCCAAUAUUUUUAUUUUGGUAUGUUUGUUUUACUUAACAAUAUUUUUAUUUUUGAGUAAUAUCUCAACUACUUUCUUUAAUCGUAUCAAUACAAUUUAAUUAUCUGUAUAAUUUAAUU
Amaranthus tricolor (Joseph's coat) is the source of this 2630-nucleotide messenger RNA. RefSeq names its product AT-rich interactive domain-containing protein 2. Bases 419 to 2173 code for a protein of 584 amino acids. Gene Ontology annotation, molecular function: DNA binding. The transcript is spliced from 3 exons. The record is from RefSeq and is a predicted model, not a curated record. NCBI's taxonomy places the organism in Eukaryota, Viridiplantae, Streptophyta, Magnoliopsida, Caryophyllales, Amaranthaceae.